AAAGCUCGGUGCUUGAUACUUUUGGAACACGUACGUUUUGGAGCUCUGGGCCUCCUUUGGGACGUUCAGAUUGUCGUUUCAGAGGACCCGUGCGCGCGUUUGUUUCCUGGAUAACUUGAUUUCUUAAGAAGCGCCGGUGCGGGUGCGCGCGCGGCAACUUUGAUCGCUUUGGCAGCUACAACUGCGAGGCAAAAGAAACGGCAAUCGCCAGCUGGGAUCGUGUCCGUGAAAUAGCGCGCCGAAAUUUCGUCGAAAAAAGCUCGAAAAAGCUGGAGUCGCAAUGUCACUAAUGCCUCGGUGAUUGCGAAGCCCAAAUAAGAGCAUGUCUGACGGCGGAGGCAAGCGGUCGUUGCGCCUGGACUUUGUAGACUGCCAGGCGCACGCAUCGACCAGCCAAGGCGCGGCGCCGCUCGUUGAUCCCAGCAGGGUCCCGAAAAGCUCACGCGAUCCGCACCGCGGUCUAUACCCGCGGCCCAGCCGGCGUGAGAAAAAAGAAUCGGCCGGGAGUCGAUUCGCUUCCACUGAUGCGUCCAAGAUGCCGACGUUCCAGAAGGCCAGUUCGCUGCUGAAAAGCAGCGCGCCUUCGGUGUACGAUUCCUACGAUGGUGCACGACCCCUGAUGGUCGAGCGGCAGCCUGCCAAAAAAAAGUCUAGUUCCCCGACAACUCCGGUCAACAAGAUCACCAGUUACUUCGAAGCCACACGCAGAACAAAGCGGCAACGUUCGCCUUCGCCGAGUGCGGCAUCUCAGUGUGACGCCGAGGAGAGCCGAGCAUCGUGCCACUCCAAAGAUCGGCUGCAACCUGUGUCGGAACAGCCGGACUGGCAUUCAGACAGCAGCUCGGACUCUGUGGUGAUCACGGACGUGUUUGGCCUUGUUCCGCCAGCGGCUACUAAUCAAGAUGAUGAGCAGGAUCCAUUCGCACGAUUGCCAAACGAACUUCUUGAACAAGUUCUGGCCCGUGUAGGCAUGCAAGACCUAUUGCUCACCUGCAACCGCGUGUGCAAACGCUGGCACAGCGUCAUCCAUAAUCCUCACUUCCUUGUCCAGCGGAAGCGCUACUACCGCUUAAAGUCUGAGUGGUGCAGCGACACUAAGGCGGAGGUGAUUGCCAUCUGUGAAAAGCACAACAUGAACGAAAUUUCAUGCUGUCUCAUGCAACUCAACAGGUAUAUGGCUGGUUACAGGGCGAGCACCAAAGGCCUUCCAGAGGUCCUGCGUCGGCACCCCAUGUACAAAGAGAUUGCUUAUUUGCUCCCAUCUUACUAUGGCGUCUCCUUCUGGCCUCCAAAUGCACCGGACAGUGCCUUACCCUGGUGGAGUGCUGUGGCAUUGCUGGUGACUCUGGUGGCCAGGAGCGUAGAAGAUUUGCUCGCCCUUUUUUAUGGGUCUGUAGACAAGGUGGCGCUGACCGAAGCGCUCUACUGCUUGGCCACUUUCCUGCUGCAUUUCCAACGGACUUAUGGCCUCUGUCACGGGCUCCACUACCGCGUCUACUAUGCGCUGCACAUAGUGGAGAGGCCAGGGACAGCAACGCUCAACAUUGCGAGCCGAUCGGGUCAGCAGAGUCUGUGGAAGUUUCGGGACCAGGAGCAACGCAUGCGCUUCACUAACGAGCAGAUGCGCAUCAUCAAUCACGAGUUGGCACCUACUGACGUUGUGCGCAUCCUGGCCUUUGCUGGGACAGGCAAGACGUCUACACUUGUUGAAUAUGCCAGAUUGAGGCCUGCAGCCAAAUUUCUUUGCAUCGUAUACAACAGGUCUGUAUGUGAUAUUGCCAAGCAGACGUUUCCACCCAACGUGACUUGCAGUACAGCACACUCACUGGCAUUCCGGGCAGUUGGCUUUCAAUACAAGGCGAAGCUGUCGGCCAAGGUGCGGGUGCUGGACGUCAGCAAGCUGGUGUCGGCGCCACCGUCAACGCGCAUGCCACGGCUACGUUUUGCGAAGCUGGUGUUGAGCAGCGUGGAGAACUUCCUGGCCUCGGCCGACCCAGAAAUCACCGUGGCCCACGUGCCAGACCAUGCGGUUGCCCUCGAAGAGGAUGGUCUGCCUGUGCCCGUUCACCCGACUGACAAAUUGGCGGUGUGCGAGGCAGCUAGCCAACUGUGGGCUCGCAUGAAGGACAGGAACGAUGAGGAGGCGCGGAUGACGCACGACGGCUACCUCAAACUGUACCAGCUGCGACAACCAUCAUUGGACUCCUACGAUGCCAUCUUCGUCGACGAAGCACAGGACUGCAACCCUGCCAUGCUUUCACUGGUACUGAGCCAGUCGUGUGCCAAACUACUGGUCGGUGAUCCCCACCAGCAGAUCUACUCUUUCCGGCGUGCAGUCGAUGCCCUUUCCUCCGUUCCAGCUACUCACACAUUCUGCCUCACACAGUCUUUCAGGUUUGGUCCCGAGAUAGGCUAUGUGGCCUCUUGUGCGCUUGAGGUUCUCAAGAGUAUCACCAACAAGACCAUCGUGGGAACAGAGACGCAGGGAUCGAUACACGGCCCUCUCAGUGGCCAGGUGGCAGUACUCGCUCGCAGCAACCUGGUGCUCUUCAACAUGGCUGUUGACAUUGUCUGCAACGAAGGCUACAAGCAACUCUGCCUCAGCCACGUCCGGGGUGCCUUUGUUGGGGGAAUUGCUGGCUACGGAUUCCAGCAAAUUCUGGACAUCUACUACCUCAAGUACCGGCCAGACGAAGCCCCAUCCAUGGUCCAAGAUCCAUUCGUCAAGCGCUUUGCCAGCUACGCAACGUUGUACAAGUACGCCCAGACAGUUGAGGACCUUGACCUGUGCUCCAAGCUUUCUUUUGUGAACGACCAUGGCCACGACGUGCCACGAUACGUGCAGGCCCUCAGGUUACGCUGCACUGGGGAUCAGCGGCUGGCCAAUGUGGUCUUCUCGACAGCGCAUAAGGCCAAGGGGCUUGAGUUUGACACAGUAUUCAUGGCCGACGACUUCUACACGGGAGACAUUGCCCAGCCUCAGCUGAUGGCCAGGACUCCAGAACGCCUGGAGGAGUAUCACGUGCUGUAUGUGGCAGUUACUCGAGCCAGGCGAUGCUUGCGUCUCUCACGGGCUCUCUACUUUCUCCUGGUUCGUGCACAGGAAUGCUUUGAGCACCUUAGCCCAACGACACAGGCUGAGCCUCUGACCUGCUUGGUUUGCCAGGAGACAUAUGUGCCUAGCGGUCAGCUUGUUUGGACUCGUGAUGCCCUCGUUGUGGGAAACCGAGAUGUGGCAGGUGGCCCCCUCUGCAAAAGCUGUGCUCUGGAAACCACCUGGGAACCGCCGGUUGAGCACCGCUUCCUUGGAUGGCAGCACAUGAAGCUGCAAAAUGUUCACCGACAGAGCAUGGCAGCUGUUCCUCGAAUGUGUUCUCUAGAUGGCUCUUUCAUUCCCGAGGCCCAACUAGUGCAACUUUGUGAAUUACUGCGUCUUAUAACGUUCUAGUUAAGUAAACAAAAGAAUAAAUUGACCAAUUCAAUGGUUACAAUGUUAC
Messenger RNA from Rhipicephalus sanguineus (brown dog tick), 3497 nucleotides. Its product is annotated as F-box DNA helicase 1. Lineage: Eukaryota; Metazoa; Arthropoda; Arachnida; Ixodida; Ixodidae. Gene Ontology annotation, cellular component: nucleus. The record is from RefSeq and is a predicted model, not a curated record. The transcript is spliced from 20 exons. Gene Ontology annotation, molecular function: 3'-5' DNA helicase activity; protein binding; ATP binding. The coding region runs from base 323 to 3448 and encodes 1041 amino acids. Gene Ontology annotation, biological process: double-strand break repair via homologous recombination; replication fork processing.